AUGCUAGACUAUUCAUCGUUCGUGAUUGAUGAUUUUGAUAUCAAUGAUUACGCCAACACCAUUCUUGCUGGCGAACUGUAUCCACAGCACCAAACACAAUUCACAAAGCCCGGAAUGGGGGCAGCCUCCAAGGACGAUAUAUCGGUCACAAUAUCCAAGCUGGACUCGAGCAUCGAGAAUGUUGGAAAGCAAAUCAAAAGCCUGGUAUGUAAUUAUAUUGUCACACUGAGAUGCUUUUGA
This is a messenger RNA of Suillus fuscotomentosus, 240 nucleotides long. RefSeq lists its product as uncharacterized. The transcript has a single exon. NCBI's taxonomy places the organism in Eukaryota, Fungi, Basidiomycota, Agaricomycetes, Boletales, Suillaceae. The record is from RefSeq and is a predicted model, not a curated record. The coding region runs from base 1 to 240 and encodes 79 amino acids.